AUGCUUGAACAAGAUCUGAUGCAUAUUGUUUUCGUACACUACUUGGAGGUUAAGGGUAACCGGACAAGUAUAGGAAUGAAAGAAAACAAUAUAAAUUCUGCAAAUGGCACAGCUUCAGUGAAUAUUGAUUCAACAGCAAGCCCCACCAGCACAUUGUCAUCGUUAUGUGAAGAUGCUGAUACCGGGGAUAGUCAUCAAGCAAGUUCUGUCUUACGAGCAUCUCCUGAAUUUCAAACUGGAAAUCGCAAUGGUUGUACAUCAGCUCCUGGCAUGCGUCCUGUUACACAGGCUCAUGGGAACCGAGUCAGAGAAAGUGAUUCUCAGAGAUCAUUUGAUGUCCAAGCUUGGGAUGCCGUGGGGAAUUUGGUGACAAGAUAUGAUCAACCUUGUAAUGGGCUGUUAACUACAGAGCAUCUCAAAAAUCCUCUUCAAACCCAAUUUAAUUGGCAGAUUCCAGUUCAGGAAGACCUACCAUUGCCGAAAUGUUCGUUGGAUCUCAUGUUACUGAUUGAUGACACUGAUGAGGCGUUAUUUGAGCAAAGUGCAGUAGAUAAUUUUGAGUCGUUUUCCAGUCUUCUUGGCAUUGAAAACCAGCAACCUGACGGGAAUAGUUUUCAGGCUCCUCCUUCAAGUAUGGAAUCUGAAUAUGUACCUGUGAAGAAAUCAUUGUUAAGACACGAAGAUAGUUUGAAAAAGGUGGAUAGUUUCUCUCGGUGGGCUAGUAAAGAACUUGGCGAGAUGGAGGAUUUGCAGAUGCAGUCUUCGCUUGGAGAUAUUGCAUGGACCACUGUUGAUUGUGAAACUGCAGCAGCUGGACCCUCUUUGAGCCCUUCUCUCUCCGAGGACCAGCGUUUCACCAUAGUUGACUAUUGGCCGAAAUGCGCUCAUACAGAUGCUGAAGUUGAGGUCAUGGUUAUUGGGACAUUUCUGCUUGGUCCUCAAGAAGUAGCUAAAUACAAUUGGUCAUGCAUGUUUGGGGAAGUGGAGGUUCCUGCUGAGAUUCUAGUAGACGGUGUUCUUUGCUGUCAUGCUCCACCGCAUACAGCUGGUCAAGUGCCCUUUUAUGUCACAUGUUCCAACAGAUUCGCUUGCAGUGAAUUACGAGAAUUUGAUUUCCUUUCUGGCUCUACCAAGAAAAUCGAUUCCGCUGCUAUUUACGGUACCUACACAAAUGAAGCAUCGCUUCAGUUGCGGUUUGAGAGGCUGCUUGCUCACAGAUCUUCUGUUCACGAACAUCAUAUAUUUGAAGAUGUUGUGGAGAAACGAAGAAAAGUCAUGUUGCUAAAGGAGGAGAAAGAGUAUCUCCUUCCAGGGACAGAUGAGAGAGAUUCAAGCAAACAAGAACGGCUUUUUAGGGAACAGUUAGAAGAGGAACUAUUUAUAUGGCUCAUCCAUAAAGUGACUGAAGAGGGUAAGGGUCCAAACAUACUUGAUGAAGAUGGACAAGGUGUUUUACACUUCGUUGCAGCCCUAGGGUAUGAUUGGGCUAUCAAACCGGUUUUAGCAGCAGGUGUUAACAUUAACUUUCGUGACGCAAAUGGCUGGUCCGCACUUCAUUGGGCUGCAUUUAGUGGCAGGGAGGAAACUGUGGCUGUGCUCGUCUCUCUAGGUGCUGAUGCUGGGGCAUUGACGGAUCCAUCUCCAGAGCUUCCAUUGGGGAAAACAGCUGCUGAUUUGGCUUACGUAAAUGGACACAGGGGGAUUUCAGGUUUUCUUGCAGAGUCUUCGUUAACUAGUUAUCUUGAAAAGCUAACAAUGGACUCAAAGGAGAACACCUCUUCUGGACAAAAAGCUGUUCAAACAAUCUCUGAGCGAACCGCUGCUCCUAUGAGCUAUGGAGAUGUACCAGAAACACUCUCCUUGAAGGACUCGCUUACUGCUGUCCGUAAUGCUACACAAGCAGCCGAUCGGCUACAUCAAGUGUUCAGGAUGCAGUCGUUCCAGCGGAAACAGCUGUCUGGAUUUGGCGAUGAUGACGACGACGACGAGUUAGCUGUUUCUUUUGCAGCUUCUAAGACUAUGAAUCCAGGACACAGUGAUGUCUCUGUUCAUUCUGCUGCUAUCCAUAUACAGAAGAAAUAUCGUGGUUGGAAGAAGAGGAAAGAGUUUCUGUUAAUCCGACAAAGAGUCGUUAAGAUUCAGGCUCAUGUGAGAGGACAUCAGGUCCGGAAACAAUACAAGCCAAUCGUUUGGUCUGUGGGAUUACUCGAGAAAAUCAUUCUGCGUUGGAGACGCAAAGGUAGUGGCUUAAGAGGGUUUAAACGCAAUGCAAUCGUCAAAACAGCGGAACCAGAACCAUCAUCAGUACCAAGUCCCACGGUUCCAAAAGAAGAUGAGUAUGAUUUUCUAGAAAAGGGAAGAAAACAAACCGAGGAAAGGCUUCAAAAGGCUCUCACUCGGGUUAAGUCCAUGGUUCAAUACCCUGAAGCACGUGAUCAAUACCGUAGGCUCCUCACUGUUGUCGAAGGCUUCCGUGAAAACCAGGCUUCGUCAAGUUCAUCUAUAAACAACAGAGAGGGACUAGUCAACUGUGAAGAUGACGAUCUUAUUGACAUUGAUUCUCUUUUGAACGAUGACACUUUUAUGUCAGUUUCUCCUUGA
This is a messenger RNA of Microthlaspi erraticum, 2601 nucleotides long. Lineage: Eukaryota; Viridiplantae; Streptophyta; Magnoliopsida; Brassicales; Brassicaceae. The record is from the annotation of a GenBank genome assembly.